AUGGCCGACGCACACCACCCCCCCACCAACGGGACCGCCCCGACCAACGGCACAGCCAAUGGCACAACCACCGCACACCUCCCCGCCCUCGUCACCACCGCCGCCGCCUUCCUGUCCGUUGACUACGACUACCUGAUCGUCGGCGGCGGCACCGCGGGCCUCGUGCUCGCCGCACGCCUGACCGAAGACCCGAACGUCACCGUCGGCGUGCUCGAAGCCGGCAAGAACGCGCUGGACGACCCACUCGUCGACACGCCGGCGCUGUUCACGCACAUGCUGGGAAACCCCGAGUAUGACUGGUGCAUGAAGACGACGCCGCAGAACGGGGGACAGGUGCACCACCUGCCGCGGGGCAAAGUGCUGGGCGGGAGCAGCGGGACGAACUACAUGAUGUACGUCCGCGGCUCCGAGCGCGACUACGACGACUGGGCGACGCUGACGUCCGACGCCGGGUGGUCCUUCGCCCAGAUGCGCCCCUACAUCGCCAAGCACCAGACGCUCUUCGCGCCGUCCGCCGAACAGCACGCGGCGCUAGACCGGGCGGGCAUGGCGACGGUGGCGGCCAACCACGGCUUCGCGGGCCCCGUGCACACGACGUGGAACACGACGCGGCUGCCGCUCGAGGACGCGUGGGUGGCCGGCGCCGACGAGGCGUUUGCGGUGGCGGCGAAGCCGGCGGACGCGUGGGGCGGCGACCACUACGGCUUCUACAACGGGCUGGGGUCCGUGUAUGCCGAGGGCGAGUGGAAGGGGAAGCGGUCGUAUGCGGCGAGGGGGUAUUUCGCGGGCCCGGGAGGUGCGGCGCGGAGGGGGAACUUGCGGGUGCUGUGUGAGGCGGGGGUGGAGAAGGUGGUGUUGGAGAAGGACGGGGGGGCGGAGGGGGGGAUGGAGGCGGUUGGGGUGGCGUUUAGGCAUGCGGGGGAGCGGUAUGAGGUCAAGGCCCGGAAGGAGGUGUUGGUUUGCGCGGGAGCGAUCCAUAGUCCGGCGGUGUUGGAGCUGAGUGGGAUAGGGAAUCCCGAGGUUUUGGAGAGGGCGGGCGUGGAGUGCAAGGUCGAGCUGAAGAGCGUCGGGGAGAACUUCCAGGACCACGUCCUGUCCGGGGUAGGAUACAAACUGGCCCCUGGCGAGGUGAGCGUAGACAGUCUAUACGCCCCAGAAGCCAUGGCAGCCGCGCAAAAAGCCUACGUCGAAGCCAAGGAAGGACCCCUGGCGGCGGUGGUCAGCGGACAGGGAUUCGUCAGCUACAAGCAAAUGGCCACCGACGAGGAGCUCGAACAAACCAUCGCCAGCAUCCGCGCCACCCAAAAGACCUCCACCCCCUUCCAACGCCGCCAACUCGACCUCGUCAUCGCCCACCUCCUCGACCCCCGCUCCGCCAACAUCCAAUACAUCCUCGUCCCCACCAGCGCCAACUUCACCUCCUCCGCCAUCGCCAACCAAGCCACCCUCUGGCCCGCCGGCGACCCCUCCAGCCCCGGCGCGACGUGGGUCACCUGCCUGCAGUACCCCGCCUCGCGGGGCUCGGUGCACAUCGUCAGCGGCAGCAGCGACGCGACGCCGGCCAUCGACCCGGGCUAUCUCGCGCACCCGGCCGACGUGGCCGUGCUGGCCGCCGGACUGCGGCACGGCGACCGGAUCGCCAGGUCGCGCGCCAUGGCUGGGCGGUUGGGGCCGCGGUACCGGCCGGCGCCGGAGGUGGAUUUGGAUGAGGCGGCGGCCGCUGAGCGCGCGGUGAGGGAGUGGAGUAUUGGUGAGUAUCAUGCGUGCGGGUCGUGCGCGAUGGGGGACACGGUGGACAGCCGGCUGCGGGUGAAGGGGGUGGGGAGGCUGCGGGUGGUGGAUGCGAGCGUGUUUCCGAAUCAUGUGAGCGGGAAUUGCCAGAGUUCGGUGUACGCUCUGGCGGAGAGGGCGGCGGAUUUGAUCAAGAGCGAUGGGGGGGCUGGGCACGCGGUUUAG
This is a messenger RNA of Diplodia corticola, 1956 nucleotides long. RefSeq names its product alcohol oxidase. The coding region runs from base 1 to 1956 and encodes 651 amino acids. Gene Ontology annotation, molecular function: oxidoreductase activity, acting on CH-OH group of donors; flavin adenine dinucleotide binding. The record is from RefSeq and is a predicted model, not a curated record. The transcript is spliced from 4 exons. NCBI's taxonomy places the organism in Eukaryota, Fungi, Ascomycota, Dothideomycetes, Botryosphaeriales, Botryosphaeriaceae.